Epinephelus lanceolatus (giant grouper) is the source of this 2970-nucleotide messenger RNA. It is a transcript of the gene mkxa, whose product is annotated as mohawk homeobox a. Gene Ontology annotation, cellular component: nucleus. Gene Ontology annotation, molecular function: DNA-binding transcription factor activity, RNA polymerase II-specific; RNA polymerase II cis-regulatory region sequence-specific DNA binding. The record is from RefSeq and is a predicted model, not a curated record. NCBI's taxonomy places the organism in Eukaryota, Metazoa, Chordata, Actinopteri, Perciformes, Serranidae. Gene Ontology annotation, biological process: regulation of transcription by RNA polymerase II; cell development; muscle organ development.
AUCUCAGGACGGGAACAUGUGAGCAGGGAAUGGGCGACUGGAAACAGGAUUAUUGUUCUACACAGCAGAGAGACGCAGGAGGGGCCCGGGACAGGAGAGACACGGGGACACUGUGACAAACCCGAGGAGACUUUUUUUUCCCCUUUUUAAUUUUUGCGCAUCAGAGAAAUCGGAGGAAUAUCUGGCCAAAGAUGAACACCAUUGUGUUUAACAAGCUGAGCAGCCAGGUCCUGUUCGAGGAGAAGGCGAAAGAGGUGGAAAUGAGCAGCAGAAAUUAUCUAGAAGUCAUCGACGGGCAACAUCCAGACCUCCUCUCCAGCAACCAGACCAUCAGAGACAACCAGGCCAUCAGACACCGGCGGAGCGGGGGUCGUCCCAGCGGCGGUAAAGUGCGACACAAGCGUCAGGCUCUGCAGGACAUGGCGCGGCCGCUCAAGCAGUGGCUCUACAAGCACCGGGACAACCCCUACCCCACCAAGACAGAGAAGAUCCUGCUGGCCCUCGGCUCGCAAAUGACUCUGGUCCAGGUCUCCAACUGGUUCGCCAAUGCCAGGAGGCGACUGAAGAACACGGUGAGGCAGCCAGACCUGAGCUGGGCGCUCAGGAUCAAACUCUACAACAAAUAUGUCCAGGGCAACGCAGAGAGGCUGAGCGUCAGCAGCGAGGACAGCUGCUCAGACGACGGGGACAACCCUCAGAGGACACAGAACGGACCCCAGGAGCUCAACAAGCCCAUGUACCAGAGCGUGAUCAAGAAGGAGGGCUCCUCUAUGGUGGGCAUGGCCAUGGGUAUGGGCAUGGGUGCGGGGCUGCGCUCGGCUGCCUCACUGGCCGAGGACUACGUGUCUCCGCCCAAGUACAAGAGCAGCCUGCUGCACCGCUACCUGAACGACUCGCUGCGCCACGUCAUGGUGGCCAACGCCGUCAUGGACGCUCGCAAGAGGAACCACUCCGGUUCCUUCAGCUCCAACGAGUACGACGACGAGCUGCUCUCGCCGUCCUCCUCUGAGGCUGAGGCGAACUUUGUUUAUCGGGCUGAAACCACAGACCAUGGAUCAAGUAAAUGUGACAACAGCAGCGGUGGCGUCGUAGCUGCGCAGAAAGAGCGGGUGAAGGGCAAAGACGAGACGUACUGGAGGGAGAUCAACGCCGCCAUGGCAUUGACCAACUUGGCGCAGGGGAAGGACAGCGCCUCCGGGACCACCAGCUGCAUCAUCCAGAAGUCCUCUCAUAUAGCAGAGAUCAAGACUGUUAAAGUGCCGCUGAUGCAGAAAUAUUAGCCCUGACGUCAUCCUCCCAUCUCUCUAUGCAAACCAGCAAACAUUCCUGUUUCAGCAAACUCGCCGGAGUCCAAAUAAACUCCCUCAGCAGUGAGAAGAGAAACUGUCGUUUAGGGAGGGGAUUGGUGUUUGAGGCGAGGAAGUGUGGAACAAAAACUUUUUUUAUUGGUGUCUAAAAAAAGUGCAAAAGAGGCCUUGACCAUCAUUUUCUUUGCUGACAGACAAAUGUUGAUGAGUUUCACUGCAGUAUUUCCUAAAGCAAGACACUUUUGUAAUGUUAACUUAUUUUUGAUGAGUCUGAUUUUUUUAUUUCUUCUUCUUUUUUUUAUGCUACAAAAUUUGUAUUUUGCCUCAAGUGCCUUUUUGUUAUUUAGAAAAAUAACUCGCCGACUGUGGUCAGUGCAAAGUACACAAACAGAGGUGCCUCUUCUUACUAAGUUUAGUGUCGCAGACGUGAUUCAGGAUUCGCUUUGUGAAUGAAAACUCCUAUAACAUAACAGCCUGUGCCUUAAGGAUUGAAUGAGCACACCAUCCGAGGCACUGAUGAACUCAAAUAGCAUACACGCUCUUUUAGAAUAUAUCCAGCAGUAACUCCUUGAAGGCAUCGCGCUUGUUUCGACUGGAGUCUUCAUUUUGACGGUAAACCGAGCGCUGUUGUGUCUCAGUCAGCCCCUCGCUGCUGGCAGGCCGUCGGAUACGUAGAUAAGUUGCCCUAACGUGAGCAGCAGAUCGAUAAGCAGCCAACGCACUGUGCCGUGUCCACACGUCAGCCUUGGAUUUCAGCACCCAGCGAAGGAUUCCUUUCUUAUCGUGGCUUAUAGCUGCUGAAACGUGCCCAAACGUCAGCUGGACCCAGAUGAAGUCACAUUCACCCUCGCAGUGACACAGAUGUACGGGCACGCUUUAAUACAGUAUCUGUUCUGACAGAAGAAUGCCAUGACCUAAAAGGGAUGUUUUUGCUUUGCAUUAUCAUUGUUUUUAUGUGGACAGUGUUGCCUUUUCACAUGUUUGUGCUCAGAACAAGAUAGUCCGGAGUGAAUGAAAGAAAAAAAAAAAAUCCACCACCAGCUCCCCCAGCCUUUUGAUCCUCAGCCCUCUCAGCUGUUUAGCAUUACAUUCAAAUUGCUGUUUACAAGAAGCCAGAGGAUAGACUUAAAAGUCUGACUUUCUCCCCCCUUGCUUUUUUUUUCUUUGUUUGUUUGUCUGCAAAAAUACAUUUCAGUAUUAUCUAUUUGUCGGCCAAGCAAGUGCUCAAAGUAUUUGUUAUUGUCAGUCUGUAUAUGUGUGGUCGUUUUGUUUUUGAUCAGAACUUGGUUUCACUUAGCCGCACCGCAUUAAGAGCUUCUUUCGUCAUCCAAUGGAAAGAGUCUCUUUUCUAGAAAGUACUAAUGUACGGUGCAUAUGUUAGAAACGUUUGCGGCGAACGAUGCCAAGUUCACAAACUGGGGGAAAUCGAGUUGGACUUAUGGAAGAAACUGAAGUUGGCUCUCUGUGCUGACUUUGUAAUUUUAUGUAUAUCUUAAAGGUACUGUUUAUGUGUGUCAAAAUGUACACUCCUUCAUAAAUUGUGCCGUUUUUUUGUUUUUUUUUUGGACAGCCCAUACUGUGCUUAUGGUCAAGGACUUUGAGGGAGUGAAGCUGCACAAAGUGACUUUUUGACCUUUUUUAUGUCUUGAAUGUGCAAACUGUU